UCCGGGGUUGAAUUCUAAGGAACCAGAUGUGCCUUCAAAGACCUACCAGUCUUUCGGUUGAUGCAGGUGAAAAAUCAGCUAAAACUGGUGAUGGAAAUUCAUAGCUACCUUACAGACUGAGGGAUGGAGGCGAAGCAGAGCAACAGCCAAAACUUGACAGUGGAGGGUACGAGUGAACUGGGAAAAGCUAUAGAUCCAUAUUCAGAUUCGGAUUGGGAAUGGGAUAUGAAUUCAGAUUCGGAUUCGGAUUCCGAUUCCGAUUCCGACACUCUGGGAUUUAGUAACGAUCAGGGGGAGCAGAUUCAUCAGCGUUGGAAGUGGCUGAAGUUGCCUUGGAGGCGGCCGUUGUCUUCACAUACUGUGAGAUUUAGAAAUGAUCUGGGCGAGGUCUCGCAGAGGUUGCUGCGGCGGUGGCCGUUGUCUUUCGAAGGGGAUCCCAAUCCUAUGAAUCUUCGGAAGAGGGUGAUGAAGUGGUUGGAUAAGAAGGCUCAAUUUGAUACGAAGGCUGAGGCAUCAGGACCGUCGUGUGCUCACUCUCAAAAUUUGAUUUAUAUGAAACAUCGGAAGAGGUUGAUGAAGUGGUUGAAGGAGUUGGAUAAGAAGGCUCAAUUUGAUAGGAAGGCUGAGGCAUCAAGAGCUUUGCGCUCUCAAAAUUUGAUUCGAAGCAAAAUCAAUGUAACUGGGCCUUCCACACAGUUAGAAGAUGACAGGAGUGUCCACGAAAGAAUCAAGCAGAGUGCUGAGAUAUUGAACAGGACGAAGGAUAUUGUGUGCCUUAUUAUAUCUUAUCCUCCUAUGAGCUUGGUGAACGGAGAAAGCUACAAGCAGAAUCAAUAUAAGUGGGUUCGGGACAUUUUGAAGAUCAAUGAUGUGGUGAGAGAAAUGGAAGCACCUUCAAAGAAGAAAGAGAUUGAUGCUUUUAAGUUAGAGAAUCGAAUCAGCACACUGAUGACUCGUUACAUGGAUGAAAUUGAACCUUUAUUUCCCCAAGUUGUGAUUGCGAAGAGCUUUAGCGGGAUUGAUGUAGAAAGGCAUGGCCAAAUAAUGCCUACGCCAAAAAGAAUAUAUGAUUUGGCAGUGGACUUUGCUAUUCGUGAAAUUUUACAAUAUAUAGAAUACCCUAAAAUUCGGAAGAUUGGGAUUUCAGGAAGCCAUGGAGAAACAGUUAUUUCAAAAUUGCGGGGCGAACUACAGGAAUGUUGUAUAUUUGAUCAUGUCAUUGAUGUUGAUGUCUCAAGAUGUUCCACCAUUGAAGAGAUUAGAUUUUCAAUUGAACGGGAGUUGUUUCCACGGAAAUUAGAUGAAACACUGAAAGGCACAAACUUCUUCAUCCUUCUUCAUGAGGUUGGUGAAAGGGUAAAUCUUUAUGACAUGGGGACCAACUGGUGGAACUCAAAGAAAAUUCAAAAGAUGGUUUAUACAACUAAUUCUCAGAAUGUUGAUAAUGUAACGGCAGUGGGUGUAGAGAUCAGGAUGGAGAAUCAUCUGUUAUCAUGGGAAUUGUUCUGUGUGAAUGUUGGGGAAGUUGUGCAUUCUUCAGGGAUCCAACGCCUCGCCAUAAAUGUGGUUGAAAAGUGUUGUGGCCAUUUACUUGCUGUUGUUAUAAUGGCAAGAGCUUUGAAAGAGGUGAAUGAUGUUUUGAUCUGGGAAUAUGCAUCUUACACACUAGGCUUGCAACACAGAUCUCAGACAAAAGAUAGAGUCUUAUUUAAUGCAUUGGCAUUCAUGUGGGGCCGUUCAGAUUCGACAAAGAAUCAUGUACAAUACUGUGUAGGCAUGGAGAAUUGGGGUCAGAUGGAGAAAGUGCAUUUGAUUGAAGAGUGGAUCACAAGCGGCUUGGUAGGAACAUUUGAUGAAGGUGAACAGAUUGUGGGGGAUCUUGUCAAUGCCUUCUUAUUAGAGAGUUUUCAGUAUGGAGAUUCUAAUUUUGUCCGAAUGCGAAGGGAAAUUCAUGAGGAGUUAUUAAACUUAUUAAGAUUUGAAUCAUGUUCACCCUUUCUUAGGCUGGGUGGAUGGGAACUAACUGAACCACCAAAAGAUGAGGCAUGGGAAAAAGCCAGUGAGAUGCAUUUGGUGAAUAAUAAACUUUCGGAGCUACCAACGAGUCCUCAUGGCUCACAACUCAAAGUGUUGUUUUUGCAGUCCAAUCACCAUUUGAGAGCUAUUCCUCCAAUGUUCUUUGAAGGCUUGCCUGUCCUCCAAAUUCUAGACUUGUCCUACGCUAGAAUCAGAUCUUUACCACAAUCUCUCUUUAAGUUAUUCGAACUUCGAAUUUUCUUUUUAAGAGGCUGUGAACUUUUAAUGGAGCUGCCACCUGAAGUUGGAAAACUCGGGAAUCUUGAGGUGCUCAAUCUUGAAGGCACUAAAAUUACAAAACUACCUGUAGAAGUUUAUAGACUAAAAAAGUUAAAAUUCUUGAAAUUGUCCUUUCAUGGAUACAGAAAAAGUCAGUCAUCUACACUGAUUCCUCUGAAUGUGAUACAAGAAUUGUCUCAAUUGCAAGAUUUAAGCAUAGAUGUGAACCCUGAUGAUGAACGAUGGAAUGCGACCAUGGAAGAUAUUGUACAGGAAGUGUGCAGCUUAGAACAGUUGGAGGCUCUAAAACUUUACGUGCCACAUGUUGCACCACUUGAUCACUUUAUGAGGGAUGGAACUUCGUCGGUAUACCUGUCAUUGGUCCACUUUAGAUUUGUUGUUGGCAGCCAUCACAGCCGCAUUAUAUCUCGACUACCACAUGAAGUUGCAGUUAAAUUUGAACUCCAGGAAAAGAGCCUGAAGUAUGUGAAUGGUGAAGGCAUUCCAAGUCAAAUCAUGGAGUUACUCCAGCAUUGCACUGCUUUGUUCCUGGAUCGCCAUUUAACUCUCACCAAGCUAUCUGAAUUUGGGAUUGGAAAUAUGAAGAAGCUAGAAUUUUGUGUAUUGGGGGAAUGUUACAAGAUUGAAACCAUUGUGGAUGAAGCAGAAAAUUGUAAACAACAAGAAGAUGAUGGAGAUGUUUAUGGAGAAAAUAUACUUGGGUCUCUACAAUUCUUAAGGCUUCAUUAUAUGAAGAAUUUAGUGAGCAUCUGGAAGGGACCAGUUUGGAGGGGUUGUUUAUCUAGUCUAAAGUCCUUGGCAUUGCAUGAAUGCCCACGGCUGACUACCAUUUUUACUUUGGGUUUGCUUGAAAAUCUCAACAGCUUAGAGGAGCUAGUGGCUGAAUGGUGCCCUGAAAUCAACAGCAUAGUGACCCUUGAAGAUCCUGCUGAACAUAAACCAUUCCCCUUGAGAACAUAUCUCCCUAAUUUGAGGAAGAUAUCACUUCAUUUCAUGCCUAAAUUGGUCAACAUUUCUAGUGGUUUACCCAUUGCACCAAAAUUAGAAUGGAUGAGCUUCUAUAACUGCCCGUGCCUUGGAACUCUGUCUGACAAGGAAUUCUGUAGUAAUAGUAUAAAUGUGAUCAUAGGAGAGGCAGCCUGGUGGAGGUCAUUGGAGUGGAGUUCAUUUUUUGGAUUUGCUCAUCAGCGUAAUGUAUUUGUCCCCAUUAAAAGGGAUGAAGAUUUGACGACUCAGCUAGAAGAAAUUGAGAAUCAGCUCCUUGCUCAGAGGCAAGAAAGAAAGCCUUCUCAACAGUCAGGUGAAGCUGAGAGGAAAGAAAGAAAGCCUUCUCAACAGUCAGGUGAAGCUGAGAGGCAAGAAAGAAAGCCUUCUCAACAGUCAGGUGAAACUGAGAGGAAAGAAAGAAAGCCUUCUCAACAGUCAGGUGAAACUGAGAGGAAAGAAAGAAAGCCUUCUCAACAGUCAGGUGAAGCUGAGAGGCAAGAAAGAAAGCCUUCUCAACAGUCAGGUGAAGCUGAGCGGAAAGAAAGAAAGCCUUCUCAACAGUCAGGUGAAACUGAGAGGAAAGAAAGAAAGCCUUCUCAACAGUCAGGUGAAGCUAAGAGGCAAGAAAGAAAGCCUUCUCAACUGUCAGAUUAUGGUGGCUUCUCGAAGGCCCUUGCAUUUGUGGCCACAACUGCCUCAAAGGAAAUGGAACUAAGGAUGGCCUUAGAAGCAGCAGCAGUGGAAACAGCAGUGACUGAUGUAUAUAGAGAUGGGCGAAGCUUAUUAAGUUGGUCUGGUCGUAAAUUUGGUUAUUGGAAGAAUCUAAAAAGAAACCAUGAAGAUUUAAUGCAGAAAGCUAGAGAGCUUUGGGAACUGAGCAAUGGCAUAAGGGAAGGAAUAAGCCAAAAUAGAAUCAAGCUAGACACAGCAGAAUGGAUAGUUAAGGUGGAGAUGAAUGAAAGUGAAGUGAUAGAACUAGACACCAAAUACAAUGACAGAAAAAAUCACCCAUGGAAAUUGUUUCGUUUUUGGAAGGGUGCUAGUCUUAGCAAAGACAUGGCUGAGAAGUGCAACCAAGUUCAUAGCCUUUGGGAAGAGGGAAAAUGUAAAAGAGGAGUGUUGGAUGCGGAACUGCCAAAGCGUGUCGUGGGAAUACGUCUAGCCAAAAUAGAUAAACCAGCACUGCACAAAUAUGUAGAAGAUGCAGUGAGUUUUCUAGAGGAUCCGAAAAUAAAAAGAAUAGGAAUCUGGGGAAUGGUGGGAACCGGGAAGACCACAAUAAUUGAACACUUGAACACUCAUGACAAUAUUAACAAAAUGUUUGAUAUGGUCAUUCGGGUAACUGUCCCAAAGGAGUGGAGCGUGGUAGGGUUCCAGCAGAAAAUCAUGGAUUGGCUGCAAUUGAAUAUGGGAAGUGCUACUGACAUCGAGGAAAAUGCACAGAUAAUAUUCGAAGAGUUGAAGAAAAAGAAGUGUUUGAUUCUUUUAGAUGAAGUUUGCCAUCCUAUUGAGUUAGAAAAUAUAAUUGGAAUCCACAACAUCAAGAACUGCAAGGUGGUGUUGGCAAGUAGAGACCUAGGCAUUUGUUGGGAGAUGAAUGUUGAUGAGGCAAUCAAUGUGAAACCAUUGUCUGAUGAUGAAGCUCUCAACAUGUUCAAGGAAAAAGUAGGCGAGUGUAUUAGUAACUUCCCAAAAGUUACACAAAUGGCCCAGGUGAUGCAAAGGACUGUUUUCUGUAUUGUGCAUUAUAUCCUGAAGGAUGUGAGAUUUAUAUACCUUCUUUGCUAGAAUGUUGGAGAGUAGAAGGUUUUAUUCAUAAUGGUGGGUAUGAAAUAUUGAGUCAUCUUAUCAACAUCUCAUUGUUAGAAAGCAGUGGGAACAAGAAAAGCGUUAAGAUGAACAAAGUGCUUCGGGAAAUGGCCCUUAAAAUAUCACAACAAAGGGAAGAUUCCAAAUUUUUAGCAAAGCCACGUGAGGGAUUGAAAGAGCCUCCAAAUCCUGAAGAAUGGAAACAGGAAUAUCGCAUCUCCUUGAUGGAUAACGAACUGCACAGUUUACCAGAAGCUCUAGACUGUUGUGAUCUUGUAACAUUGUUACUUCAAAGGAAUAAGAACUUGGUUGCCAUUCCUGAGUUCUUCUUUACAUCAAUGUGCCAUCUUCGAGUUCUGGAUUUGCAUGGCACGGGCAUCACAUCAUUACCUUCAUCUUUAUGCAACUUGAUUGGUCUUAGAGUACUUUAUCUGAAUUCUUGCAUCCAUUUGGUAGGAUUCCCAACUGACAUAGAAGCGCUUAAGCAGCUUGAGGUGCUUGAUAUCCGAGGGACUAAGCUUAGUUUAUAUCAAAUUAGAACUUUAACCUGGUUGAAGUUAUUACGAAUGUCUUUGUCUAAUUUUGGCAGGGGAAGCCAAACUCAGAACCAAUCAGGAAAUGUUUCAAGCUUUGUUUCCUUGGAAGAGUUCAGUAUUGACAUUGAUUCGUCCUUGCGAUGGUGGGCCGGGAAUGGAAAUAUUAUCGCAGAGGAGGUGGCUACCUUGAAAAAGUUGACUUCUCUUCAAUUUUGCUUCACUACAGUGCAUUGCCUUGAGUUCUUUGUCAGCUCCAGCCCAGCAUGGAAAGAUUUCUUUGUCAGGACCAGCCCAGCUUGGGAAGAUCUCUCUUUCACAUUCCAAUUUUCUCUUGGUUACCAAAACUUAACCUGCUUUCAAAUUCUAGAGUCUUUUGAAUAUCCAGGCUACAAUUGUCUGAAAUUCAUCAAUGGCGAAGGCAUUAAUCUUAUAAUCUCCAAGGUACUUGCAAAAACUCAUGCAUUUGAACUAAUUAACCACAAGGGAGUUUCAAGGCUAUCAGAUUUUGGUAUCGAGAACAUGAAUGAUCUCUUUAUUUGUUCAAUUGAAGGAUGCAAUGAAAUUGAAACCA
Vitis riparia (riverbank grape) is the source of this 6219-nucleotide messenger RNA. RefSeq names its product disease resistance protein At4g27190-like. The coding region runs from base 124 to 5091 and encodes 1655 amino acids. The transcript is spliced from 6 exons. The record is from RefSeq and is a predicted model, not a curated record. Gene Ontology annotation, molecular function: ADP binding; protein binding. NCBI's taxonomy places the organism in Eukaryota, Viridiplantae, Streptophyta, Magnoliopsida, Vitales, Vitaceae.